UUAGUAGUUAUUCUUAAGUGGUUCGGGGCACAAUGGUCGUAACUUGUGAUAUAGAAUUUGAUCAAAAUAAGACGGCCUGCUAUUUUGCCGGCCAAUUAGUUAGUGGUACUAUUGUACUCAAAUGUGAUAAAGCCAAGGACGUCAAGGCUAUUCAAUUGAAAAUAUCCGGUUUUGCACAUAUACUAUGGAGCGAAAGAAGAUUCAAUACUCGUCGCAUUUAUCAAGGACAUGAAGAUUAUUUAUCAUCUACCACCUAUUUAAUGGGUUCUGAAAAUAGUUCUAAAACUACCUUAGCCACUGGUGUUCAUACAUUUACAUUCGCAUGUCAGUUGCCUGAGCAAUGUCCCUCUUCAUUUGAGGGUUUGCAUGGUCAUAUUCGUUAUACGGUUAAAGUUGCCUUGAUUAGACCUUGGAAAUUUGAUCAGACUUAUAAGAGAGGUUUUACUGUGUUAAAAAUGACUGAUUUGAAUUUUGAAUCGCCUCAGAUAAGGAUCCCUUCCAACAGUGAAGCCUAUCGUACAUUCUGUUGUGGCCCCUGCACCACUGAGCCUCUUAAAAUGGAACUUAAAAUACCUCAAGCUGGUUAUGUACCCGGUCAAAGUAUACCGGUACAAGCUUUAAUCAUUAACAAUACCAGCAUACCAGUUUCAGAGGUUAAAUUUGCUCUAGUAAUGUUGGUUCGUUAUAUCAGUCAAAAUCCUGUACGUCAUAAUGUACAACGUAUAAGUGUGAGUAAGAUCAAAAAUGAUGGAGUACUAAGAAAUUGUACUAGAUCCUUAAGAGAUGAAGUACAUGUACCAGCAACACCGCCGACAUGUCUGCAGACAUGUGGCAUUAUACAAAUUAUGUAUCAAGUUGAAAUGGAAGUGGCUAUGAAAUCAUUUCAUAAAAGUCAAGUGGUUACUAUACCGGUUAUUAUAGGUAAUAUACCAUUGGCUAAUAAUACCAGCGGCAUGGAGGUGAUACAAGAACAGCCCACCUACAGGGAAAGACCUAUAGAUUUACCUUUGGAUUUCGAAGAAGAAAUAAGCUCUGCUCCUAAUUUGGAGUUGAUAACACCAAAUUUGCCUCCUCCCUCCUAUGAAGAAUCCUAUCAUACAGUACGCAGUAAUAUCAAUGAGGAUGAGCAGCACGCUUUUGGUCCUUGUGAAUUUGCUCCGCUAUAUCCAGUAUACAAGAUACCCAGUCCAACUUUUGAAGGUCCUUUUAAGCCUUUAGGCUUUGAUAACAAAAGUUUCCAGCCUUAAAGCUUUUUUGUUUAGUAUUAUUGUUGUUUUCUUUGUUUUUUGUUUUUGUCUAACAAAUAGGUUGUUGAAAAUGAUUUUGUUUUAGUUUUAUAGUUUCAAAAAAUUAUUAUGGUAUUAUAUAUUAUUUACAAACUUCGAAUUAUGGCAUAUUAUUUGUGGAAGUCAAGUGGAUGGUACGUAAGUGGAUCAUAUUUUAUGUGAAUGCAUUCUACAUGUUCCACAAAAUGAAUUGUGGUAUGUGGAAUCUAAUUGUUAUAGCAUACAGUUUAGAAAUCAUUGUAGAUUUCAUUAUCUACUUCACAGUGGGUGGCAGAUUUGUUGUAUUCUAUAAGCUAUGUAUUGUCCUGCGCACAAGCACUUUAUAAGGGGUUGAAAACAUGCUAAACUUUUUUUAGGACUUUAAAUGCUUUUACAAGUGUUUUAACAUAUUUUCUAUUAAUUUUUAAAUAAUGUUAAAAACUUAACAUUUUAUUUAAAAAAGCUUUUUUCAACUUUUAGAAUUAUUUGCUUUUUUCAAGUAUAUCAUACUUCUAAACUAUUCCCAUUGGUAUGCUCAUUUGUGUUUAGUAUAUUUUGCUAUAAAAUAUUUAAAAUAUUUUUACUUUGUUAUAUUAUUUAGAUAACGUACUAGUUUGUGUAUUUCAAAUAUUUUGUUCUAAAAUUUGUUCAACUUUUUUAGACUGUUAACGUUGUUAUACUUAUGUAUUAGGGCAGAUACCUUAUGUUGUACUAAUUGUUAUAAUGUAUAGCUUAAAAAAUUUAAAAAAAAAAUUGCGGAUAAGUUUUCAUAAAACUUUUUAGGACAAUAAUUUACAUAGUAGAUUAACAUUUCACUUAUUUUAUGUUUACAACAGAAAGAUUUUCCCAAAAAUAAUAAUUUUAUAAAAUGUUGCUAAAUUUUGGUAGUACACACUUAUACAUAUUUACACAUUUAUUCAAUGUUUAGAUACAU
Molecule: messenger RNA, 2199 nt
Organism: Lucilia cuprina (Australian sheep blowfly)
Lineage: Eukaryota; Metazoa; Arthropoda; Insecta; Diptera; Calliphoridae
Product: arrestin domain-containing protein 17-like
Exons: 5
Coding region: 33-1247 (404 amino acids)
Biological process (GO): protein transport
Cellular component (GO): cytoplasm
Source: RefSeq, a predicted model, not a curated record